AUGGAGGGCGGCGAGGACGACGAGGAAUGCCACACACCGACGUCUGAAGAGAGUAGGCUGCCGGUCUUCCCGCGGAUCUGCCCGCCUGCGCCGAAGAAGACGAGGAGGUCGGCACCAUGCAAAAGGAGGCACUGGUCGUCGGAGCCGGAACUGAUCGUGGUCGGAACUGAAGAGAUGGAGCAGCUGUUCAGGUGGAGAGAUCAGCAAAACGAUGACCACAGUCUUGCAAAGAAGAGAAGGGUUCACAAGACAAGCGAGAUCUCAUCGUGA
Messenger RNA from Musa acuminata AAA Group (dessert banana), 270 nucleotides. Its product is annotated as cyclin-dependent protein kinase inhibitor SMR1-like. The transcript has a single exon. Bases 1 to 270 code for a protein of 89 amino acids. The record is from RefSeq and is a predicted model, not a curated record. Lineage: Eukaryota; Viridiplantae; Streptophyta; Magnoliopsida; Zingiberales; Musaceae.